Meloidogyne enterolobii is the source of this 1071-nucleotide messenger RNA. The record is from the annotation of a GenBank genome assembly. Lineage: Eukaryota; Metazoa; Nematoda; Chromadorea; Rhabditida; Meloidogynidae.
UUUUUAGUAGAAAUGUCGCUUGCGAGCAUGCCUAGUCCCCGUGCUAUUUUGACUUUACAAAAGACCCUUUCGGGAUUUCAAAAGUAUGCUACUUCUGUUCAAAGUUUGCGCAAUUCUAGUUCAGCUGUCAAGGUGACGCUUGUUGGUGCUAGUGGAGGAAUUGGACAACCUCUUGCUCUUCUUUUAAAAAAGAAUGCUUCGAUUGCGCAUUUGGCUUUAUACGAUAUUGUUGGUACUCCAGGAGUUUGUGCUGAUCUUUCUCAUAUUAAUACUCCUGCGAAGGUCACUGCCCAUAUGGGACCUAACGAAUUGUCUGCUGCUUUGAAAGACGCCGAUGUUGUAGUUGUUCCUGCUGGUGUUCCAAGAAAGCCAGGAAUGACGCGUGACGACUUAUUUAACACAAAUGCUGCAAUCGUUCGUGAUGUUGCUGAAGCCGCAGCGAAAGCUUGUCCCAAUGCUUUUCUUAGCAUAAUUACAAAUCCGGUGAAUUCAAAUCUGCCUAUCGCUUCUGAAGUUUAUAAAAAUAACGAUUGUUAUGAUCCAAAAAAGAUUUUUGGAGUGACUCUUCUUGAUGUUGUUCGUGCCCAGACUUUUGUUUCUGAAUUAAAGAAUGUUGAUGUUACAAAGACAAAAAUUCCUGUAGUUGGUGGACAUUCUGGCGUGACUAUUGUGCCUUUACUUUCCCAAUGUCAGCCGAAAGUUCAACUUAGCGAUGGAGAAAUAAAGGCAUUGAGUGAACGUAUUCAAGAGGCUGGAACUGAAGUUGUUAAGGCUAAAGCUGGCGCUGGCUCUGCUACGUUGUCAAUGGCUUUGGCAGCAGAAUAUUUUGUUGGAUCCUUGGUAAAUGCCUUGAAGGGGCAAAAAAGUGUUCAGUGUGCCUAUGUUCGAUCUGACGUUGUUCAAGGACUUGAAUAUUUUGCCGGACCUGUUGAACUCGGUCCAAAGGGAGUGGAAAAAAUUCUUCCUCUUGGCGAGCUUUCGAGUUAUGAGAAGAAAUUAAUUGAGAAGGCAAUUCCUGAUUUGAAGAAGGAAAUUGCAAAGGGUGUUGACUUUAUUAAGCGAGGAAUUUAA